Apus apus (common swift) is the source of this 1149-nucleotide messenger RNA. RefSeq names its product zona pellucida sperm-binding protein 3-like. The record is from RefSeq and is a predicted model, not a curated record. Lineage: Eukaryota; Metazoa; Chordata; Aves; Apodiformes; Apodidae. Bases 1 to 1149 code for a protein of 382 amino acids. The transcript is spliced from 9 exons.
AUGGGGCUGCGCUGGUGGGUCCUGGUGUGUGGGGCUGUGCUGGAGGUGGCAGGAACCACCACGGCUCCAGCUGCUUCAGCAUCUUCCAGUCACACUGUGGUGGCUCCAGUCGUGUCCUCAGGGAUGGGGACAACAGGGGCUGUGGCCCCAGUGCUUGCUGCUGCCAGCGUGCCUGGUGGGACUCCUGCUCGCAGCCACUUUGAAGAGCCUGUCAUGAACUUCACCUUCAGGCUCCUGGAUGGAGGGUGCUGGAGCUCUGGAGAGCAGGCAGGGAACCUGGACCAGGGUGGCAGAGCUGGGACAGCUCUUGGCUUCCAGGGACAGGGGUGGACUCUGGAGCUGCAAGGAGAGGACCCCAGUGCCGUGAAGAAGCCGCUGGUGGUCAGCCCUGGCUCCAUCAUCCACCUGGAGGCCAGGGUUGACUUUGGUUCUGGCAUCUCCCUGAAGAUCUAUGUGGACCAGUGCUAUGGGAGCAGCUCAGAGCAACAGGGACACUCCAGGAGGGUCUUCAUGGUGGUGAACAGCCAAGGGUGCUUGCAGGGGCAGAAGCUGGGGACUGUGUCCAUCCAGCACCAAAGAGGAGGGUCUGUCCUCCAGCUCUCCAUCCCAGCCCCCAUGCUGGAAGAACCCCAGGAGGAGCAGGUCUAUGUGCACUGCCUGCUGAUGGCACAGGGACACGGAGCCAGGUCCUGCUUCUACAGCCAAGCCACGGGCAGCUGGCACGACACAGAGGACCCUGCCCGGAGCACCCUGUGCCACUGCUGUGCCACAGCCUGUCCCCCUGGUGACACCCUCCCUACGCAACUGCCAGGCUUCCCAGGAGAGGGGACACUCCGCUGGGUGACAGCUGGACCGUUGCUGGUGCAGAAGGAGAAGGUGCCACGGGAUGAAGCACCGUGCCACCUGGAGAAGAGGUUCCUGCUGGCUGGGCUGGUCCUGGUGGGCAGCGUCCUGGUGGCAGCCGCUCUGCUGGGGGGUCUGCUGGGGCUGGCCUUGGCCACCUGGCGCCCGGGCAGGGGGCAGCGGGGACACCGGCGGCGCCAACAGCCCCCCUUCCACGCUGAGCUGCAGAGCGUGGUCAGGGCCCUGGUCCCCAGGGAGCCAGAGCUGGGUCCUGACCACCACAGCCUGGUGCAGGACUCGGCGUGA